AUGUUGAUUGGUAUUUGUGGCAGUAUCUGCUCCGGAAAGAGCACUGUCGCUCGGUAUUUGGUGGACCACCACGGCUUCAAACAUGUCUCUGUUGAGCCAAAUGCAGCCAAGGCACCUCAGGAACAAGGGAUCGGCUCAGAGGCAGAGACCAAUGUCUCAAAUAUCCACCAGAAGCAGCCAUCAAGGACAGCCCUGGUCUUCCCAACCUCAGAUGAGCUGCUUGAGUACGUGACUUCACGGUGGCGGGAACGGUGGGUGACAAUGGACGUAAUGGGCAAAGAAACCCUCGACGCGUACAGCCGGCGGCCCUUCUUCCUCCUCAUCAGCGUCGACGCACCCCUCCUCGUCCGGUGGCAGCGCUACCAGAAGAGGAAACAAGAGCUGGCGUCCGGCGCAGAGCAGCCCACCGAAUCCAUCACCAAGUCGCUACCAGACAGCCAACAAAUCCACCCGGCCGAGACCCUCGAGGACUUUGUGACUCUGUCCGACGCCCAGCUCUACCACUCGGAGACAGGGCAGGCGACGCACAUCUCGAGCGCCCCGGUGCGGCUCCUCAACACGUCGAGCUCGCUGGCGCACCUGUACGUGAACCUAGGCAAGCUAGACCUCCUGAGCACGGAGCGGCUGCGGCCGGGGUGGGACAACUACUUCAUGACCCUCGCGUCGCUGGCGGCGCGGCGGUCCAACUGCAUGAAGCGGCGCGUCGGGUGCGUGGUCGUGUCGCACAACCGCCGCGUCAUCUCGACGGGCUACAACGGCACGCCCCGGGGGAUCCGCAACUGCGGCGAGGGCGGCUGCCCGCGCUGCAACCAGGGGCUCGGCAGCGGCCACGGCCUCGCCACCUGCCUGUGCAUCCACGCCGAGGAGAACGCGCUGCUCGAGGCCGGCCGCGACAGGCUGCGCGAGGGCGCCGUGCUCUACUGCGACACGUGCCCGUGCCUCACGUGCAGCAUCAAGAUCGCCCAGGUCGGGAUAUCGGAGGUCGUCUACGCGCAGGGGUACAGCAUGGACACGGACACGGCGGCGGUGUUUAGGGAGGCUGGGGUCCGGCUGAGGCAGUUUGUUCCUCCUGCGAAUGGUUUGGUCCACCUCGAGAAGAUGGAGUUCCUUGCAUAG
Diaporthe citri is the source of this 1116-nucleotide messenger RNA. RefSeq lists its product as uncharacterized. The transcript is spliced from 3 exons. The record is from RefSeq and is a predicted model, not a curated record. Bases 1 to 1116 code for a protein of 371 amino acids. Gene Ontology annotation, molecular function: zinc ion binding; hydrolase activity. Lineage: Eukaryota; Fungi; Ascomycota; Sordariomycetes; Diaporthales; Diaporthaceae.